AUGAGCCUGAAUCCCGUUGUCAUGGUGAUCGCUAUGGCCUUCUUAAUAACCAGCGAGGCUCUGUCAGCAAGUACACUUCCCAACCAGGCUGGCGAAGAAGGGGGACAUGGAUAA
Messenger RNA from Phytophthora nicotianae INRA-310, 114 nucleotides. RefSeq lists its product as hypothetical. The record is from RefSeq and is a predicted model, not a curated record. The transcript has 2 exons. Bases 1 to 114 code for a protein of 37 amino acids. Lineage: Eukaryota; Oomycota; Peronosporomycetes; Peronosporales; Peronosporaceae.